Eremothecium sinecaudum is the source of this 1125-nucleotide messenger RNA. It is a transcript of the gene ATG39, whose product is annotated as Atg39p. The transcript has a single exon. Lineage: Eukaryota; Fungi; Ascomycota; Saccharomycetes; Saccharomycetales; Saccharomycetaceae. The coding region runs from base 1 to 1125 and encodes 374 amino acids. The record is from RefSeq and is a predicted model, not a curated record.
AUGGGAUCGGUUGCUAAGCAGUUCGAUAGAACGUGGAAUUUGGUGACGUUUAAUAGGGACAGUGACGGAUCUAUGGAAUCUCAGUUGUUUGUUGAAGUAGCUGAUCAAGCGAAUUUCGAUGAUGUUCUGUCUAAUACUAGCAGUGAUGAGUCGGAUUGGCCAACUAAACCGAAUACUGCGGAUAGUAGUGGUGGCAAUGAUAAUUCCGAAGAUAUCAUGGUUGUUAGUAUGGAUGAUACGGAAGAUACCUUUCUUGAUAAUAGCGGUGAAGAGGUGGAAGAUGAAGAAAGUACGGUUAGGAAGAUCUACAAUGCUCUUCUAGAGAAGUUACAGGGUUUAUCUACGUUGCAGGUGAUGUUUUUGACGUCUUCAACUACAGUUCUCGUGUACUUUCUUGUUGAGCAAUUGUGGAUGUAUUAUGGACUGAGGAAUAGUGAAUUUGGAAGGACGGUUGCAAGCUUGAUGCCUAUGGUGGUUCCUGGAGAGCCACAAGAAAAUACCGUGAUGUUUAAUAAUGUUGAGAUUUCAGUGCCAUUUGAAAGGUUUGGUACAAGGAAAUUUAUUGUAGAUUUUGAAAAAAAGGUUGCAUAUCCGAUCUCCUCUGCUGAUGAUUUUAUACCAACCCAGCUAGGUAAGCAGUUUUUGUCCAAGCUGAUGGCCUACCAGCUGCUUUUCCUGUACAGGUUGCAGUACGAGUGCUUACCCCGGUUAGCGUAUAAGUAUCAAAUUUUCAGGAACCAUGUAAACGAUGGAGUUGUCAGUCUUGGCACACUGCUAUCGCGGUCCGUCUCGGCGGCCAUGGAACCAAUAUCUAUAAAUUGUGGAUGCGCACGUGAUUUUAUACUGGAUUUCUACUACAGUAACAUUUAUACUACCUGGGGCACCCUGAGUGAAUCAUAUGAAGCGCUAGUUAGCGCAUUGAGUUCUGUGAGUGAGACCAUCUAUGAAAAACUGACACCGACAGGCCGAGUAUUGUCACAGGCUGUAGGAUAUUACCAUUUGCCGGAUCACGAUAUGAGUACCUGGAGUUUACUCGACGGCUGGAUCAGUAAGAAGUGGAUUCUGGUUUCUUCACAGGCAUGUAGGUAUCUUGAUAAGAUCAAGCUUACCUUCUCCAAGCAGUAA